ACUUGAAAAUCUGUCACAAGGGCGGCGCAGUUUUUCAAUACACGGAACACUCCGAACAUUCAUCCGUCAUUUCGUGUAUUUGACGAUGAUUCUUUUUAACGUAAAUAUGUGAAAGUGAGUUUGAUAUUAAUCUAAGGAUUUCUUUUCGAAGCUUCUAAUAUUUGUGAAACAUAUCAGUUUUAAGAGUAGGGUGCACAGAAUAUGGGCCUAAAAGCAGCUGUCCAAGCUCUGAAGAAAGCUGAACCAUUGAAGGAUAAGGUGCAACGUUGUAAAGAUCUAUUGAAUGAUAAUGAUGCCUGGGUGUGUCAACAGCAACUACAAAAAAUAUAUCAACAAGUACUCAUUUUGGAUCUCGAGUACGCUUUGGACAAGAAAGUUGAACAGGAGCUUUGGAAUCUUGGUUUUAAGAAUUAUAUAGUAACAUUGCAAUCGCAAGCAAAAGAUCGGAAAAAUCCAAAACGUGGAGAAUCUCAAGCCUUAUUGAGUUGGUGUUUAGAAGCAGCUAGUGGAUUUUAUUUGACACUAUUGCAAGAAAUUUGUACAGCCUUUGACUUAGAUCUACCAUUCAGACGGAAAGGCUAUGUUUACGGUUGUACUUCACCAUGGAAAGCUGUUGAAAAAUUAUCAACACCUCACAAAUCAUCUUGUUUUUAUGCGUGCCAAUAUUGCCUUGUACACUUAGGAGACAUUGCUCGUUACAGAAAUGAAAGCCAACAAGCUGAAUUAUUUUACAGACAUGCUGUAUCAUUAUCACCAACAAGUGGACAGCCAUAUAACCAAUUAGCUCUUCUUGAAACAUCACGUGGAGAUAAAUUAGGAACUGUAUUUCAUUAUGCACGUUCUGUUACUGUGAAACAUCCAUUUCCUGUAGCAACAGCUAAUCUUGCGAAAACUUUAUCGUCUGCAUUAAAUGAUCAUUCUUAUAAUAUUGAAGGAAAAACUAAAUUAAGUGCGCAAGAAUAUGUGACGGUGUUUUUAAAACUUCACGGCAUUAUACAUAAUCUUGGAGAUUUAAAAAUUGCAUCCUCAUAUGUUAAAUUAUUAACAGAGACAUUAACAGCAUUGGUAGCUACUGAAAGUUUUAGCUCAUGGAUGCUUGUACAAAUGUUGGUGAUAAAUUUAUAUGCUCUUCAGCAUACGACAGGAAUUGCUUCAGAUGCAGCCGAAUUCUUCAAAACUGACCAAUUGUCUACCGAUGAAAAACUUGCUAAAAAUUGUAUUUUAGAUUUUAUUUCUGGCAGUUUAGCUGCAUUGUUGUUACCUGUCUAUACUAUCAAAAAUCACAUUGUUGAAUAUUUUGCUUUACCUUCCAUAAAACUGUGCCUUGAUUGGAUUCGCAUAAAUCCUACAGUUUUGGAAGAGACAGCAUUUACUUCUAGACUACAAAUUUGGCCCAGUCUUUGUGUUCUAUUAAAUGCUUUGCAACAAUCCAUUGUGGAUUUUAAAUAUGAUCAAUAUAUUAAAGUACCACUGCCAGAAGAUCGGGACUUGCAAGGCUUCCUACCGUUAGAAAAAAGUUUUGAAAAUUUAAAAUUCACAAAUACUGAUAUUGUAGAUGACAUCGCAACAUUAAAUAAGCUUCGUGCUGUCCGUUUAAUUCAAUUGGGGCACUUUUUAACGCAAUACCAAAUUAAUGGAUCUCCCUUAAUAGCCAUUGUAAUGGGUGACCAAGCUGAAGCAAAUAGAUUUAUACCGCUGAGUGAAGGUACUGGUCCAAGUAAUGAGUUAAUGAAAGAACUUGAGGAACUCAGCUUAAGUAAGGAAAAACCAGUUAUACCGGCUAGUCCUGUAUUAUCUGAAUCAGCUAGUAGUAAAGGAUCUGCAGAAAUUGAUAUAACAGAAAAUGCUCAGGAACGAAGAGUAGGCAUUCUAAAGCCACAAGGCUCUUUAGAGCGAAAUAGAGAUUCAAUAAGUAAUACAACUGAUACUAAUAUUGUUGAGCUAAAUUCUUUGCCUUCAACUCGAAAACCAAGGCAAAAUAUUGCAAUGCAAGCUAUAAUGCGACGUGCAGAAACAGAACAAAAGCAAGUUACAUUUAAAAAUGUUUCACCAGUAUGUAUCGAAGAAGAAAGUGAUAAAGUAAAAACAACUACGACUGCUUCUCCAAUUAAACCUACAGGAAAUAAGAACAUUCCAAUAACUACAGAACCAACAAAAGUGAAUACAAAUACAUUAAGCACUGUUCAAAAUAGACUUCCACUAAUGCCAUGUGCUACGGUUGCAAUCCAAAGUCAACCUAUAACCAAUUCAAAUCAAUUAAAAUCUACAAAAAUACAACCGGCACCACAGGUUAAUCAAGUUCCUUCUCAAGAACAAUCUUCAGAUACAUUACUGCAAGCAUCCGGCCUAUCUCAAUUUGGCCAGCAGUCACAAACCUUGGGAUCACUUUGUUAUCAAAGUCAAUCUUUUAAUGUACAGAAUCCACAAUUUACAAAAAACUUUAUGUCUGGACACAUAGCAAAUAUGCCAAAUUAUGCACUACAGGGACAACUUAACAAAACACCUCCGGCAAUGGCUCAAAAUUUGGGUGUACAGCAUAUCAUGAAUCAGAACAGACCACUUCUUCAAAGAAUGGUACAAAAUGUACCUCAAAAUUCAUUAUUGCAGCAAAAUGUAGGAAUAUCGUCUACUGCACAGCAAAGUAUUAUGCCAAACAUAUCUCAAAAUAUGUAUGUACAACAAACUGCAAAUACUGGUCUACAACAAAAUAUAAACAUAAAUCGACAACAGCAAAAUCACAAUUUAGGUAUUCAACAACCAAAUAUUAUUCCAAAUAAUGUAAGAUCAAAUGGAAUAUCUACACAAAAUCAGAUUAACAUGCCUGCGACAAGCAUUGCAAACAAUAUUUCUACAAUACCAACAUUGAAUACAUAUCAAAAAAAUCUACAAGUUGCUAAUAUUACAAGCAUACCAAACACUUCAUUAAGCCCAAAUAAUAUAACAAAUUAUCAACUUAAUUUUAAUCAGGGUAUUUAUACUCAGAAUAAUUUUAGCCAUGCAUCGCAAAAACAAUUAUCGCCAACAAUGUAUAACAAAAAUACUGACAUUGUAGACUUUCCUUUUUCAAAUCAAAUUGCUACACCUAAAAAUCAGCAGCAGUCUACAAGUAAUUAUCCAGUUUACCAAAAUUUUGAAUCUACUGACUUUGGUUUGUGGAAAGAUACUCAACCUCCUCAACCACCAGUAGCUUGGUGGGGAGCUGCAAGAGGAACACAAAUGCAUAAGGAUUCAUGCACUGCAGAUACUUUCCAAAAUUGGAAUAAUGUACCUAAUAAUUCUGGGAACAUGAAUAAUAGAUCUUUAAUGUCAAGUAACAAUUACCAACACAAUUCUAUACCUGAUAGACAUUUUGGAACUGGAAGUAAUUUUGAAGACUCUAGAGCAUAUGAGGUGGAUCAGAAGCCCGUGCAAUCAACCACAACUGGAAAUACUUAUUCUCUAUUUAGUGGCAAUACAUGGGGUUCUGGUUCUCAAAUAUCUAAUCCUUCAAGUCAAGAUCAAAUGAAGACUAGGCUUAAUCAACAGUCUUUAUGGUCUGGACCCGGACCUUCUCCUUUGGAACGACUUCUUGAACAACAAAAGUCAUUGCGUGAAGGAGGUACUUGAAGGAAAAUUCUAUAAUUAUUAAAGAAGCAAAUGAGAAACUGAUUUUGUACCUAACAUAACAGUUAGGUAAUCAGACAAAUAUAGUAAUGUUACUAUGGUAAGAUCACUACACUGAACAAACAUGUGUUAAAGUCUUUAAAAAAUGUAGAAGAAUACAGAGGAGAAAAGGAAAGUGUAGAUAAAUUAAAUCACACGUCCAGAGCGUUAUGAAACACGCUCAAAAAAGUAAUUUUCAUUAUUGUCUAUUAGUUGCAUACAGUGCAUUAACAGUGAGUAUGAAAACUCCAGUACAACACAUGGGGCUGUUCGAAGAUGCUUAUGUUAAAUUUAAUGGGAUGUAAACAAAAAAUGAAAACACAUUUCUAUUGAUAAAAAUUUAACUUAAACAAAAUUCAAUCAUUUUUUAAAUAUGUCAAUUGGUUUUAGAGAGAGUAUCAAUGUUAUAUUAAUAUACAGAUUAUGUAGUUACGCUAAUAUUAUAUAAUAAUUAAAGCUAUUCACAUUAGAUCAUUUUAGUUUGUCACAUUUGAAAUAUUGUACUUUAUUUUCAGAAAUACAAAUUCUGUGAACAAAGUAUUGUGUAACGAACUAUAAUUUACUUGGUA
This is a messenger RNA of Polistes dominula (European paper wasp), 4211 nucleotides long. RefSeq lists its product as uncharacterized. Lineage: Eukaryota; Metazoa; Arthropoda; Insecta; Hymenoptera; Vespidae. Gene Ontology annotation, cellular component: telomerase holoenzyme complex. Gene Ontology annotation, biological process: nuclear-transcribed mRNA catabolic process, nonsense-mediated decay. The record is from RefSeq and is a predicted model, not a curated record. Gene Ontology annotation, molecular function: protein binding; telomeric repeat DNA binding; telomerase RNA binding.